AUGCUACAAGCAUAUCCCCCUGUGCCAAACUGGUACACGUCCCACUGCGCUUGUGUUGUCGACACUCUCAACUAUUAUAUAUACGCCAGCCGUAAUGCCAUUGUCGUCCUGGAUCUUGCAACCUUUGCCUUUGCCAAAACGUUCUUGGGAGCAAUGCAACGAAUCAACGCGAUCGCCGCCUACGAACAGUUUUGCUACAUUGCCGAAGGGAACAGAAUCCGUGCAUGGAACUUGAUCGAUAGCAGGUUGCUUGUAGCUUAUAAGGCGAUCCACAAGAAUGAUAUUACAGUGAUCCAAUGUAUCCGUGGUGGCACGACUUUGGUUUCUGGUGAUAAAUCGGGUGCUCUUGUGCUGCAAUUGGUGUCAGGUGAUCAAUGCUGGCGAUCAGAAAAGGUCAACUCGGAGAUCAGAACCAUUGCUCCCAUGUGCUUUGCAGGGCAAGAUUACCUGGCUAUAGCAUACGCCAAUGGGAUGAUUUAUAUUGAAAAAGUCCUUGCUGAUUUGAAGACUGAAACGGUUUAUCAGAUGACACACGCUCACGUCAACAACCUUGCAUGGCAGUAUCAGGAUGGGAACCAAGCAACAGCAACAACAACAACAUGGCCAUUAUUGGCAUCGAGCACGCGACGUAACCGUGAGAUAUACAUUUGGAACGUUCCAUCAGAAUCCAAGCAUGCUAUCGUCAAAAUACCACCUCCUUCACCCAAGUGGACUGAACAACAACGCAAUACACUAUGGAUUGAAUUAGCAUGGUCGCCAUUGGAAAGAGAUAGGCUAUGGGUAUCCUCUUACAUGGGAAACAUCAUUGGCUUCAAGAUCAACAAUGGCUCUGGUGUCUCGAAAGGACGAUUACCUGAUGUCCAUUCACGGAUUGCUUUCAGCUUGAUGUGGGUGAAUCAAGGCCGUAGGAUGGUGAGCUAUGGAUUGGAUAAGCAGAUCGUCUAUUGGGACAUGCAUGACAGCGUUGCACGCGUGCAAAUGGUGACACAAGCAGCAUUUCCAUAUGCAAUUGAUAUCUCUGCAUGGAAUCCAGGACAAGCCGCUGUGGGAAUGGGUGAUGCCAACAUCAAAGUAUGGCAAUUUUUAUCUACUAUGACCAGUGGCAAGGACAAUUUCUACCAAGCUUCAUUGAUGUGGAAGGAAAUGCAAGGACAAAUUCGUCAUGUCAAAUGGCAUCCAGAACAAGAUAGCAAGAUCGCAUACAGCAACGAAUAUGGACGCAUCGGCGUGUAUGAUAUCUCAAAGACCAAGAACAUGCGUUUCAAAGGAUACCAUGAUGCCGGCACUGUCUCCAUCGCUUGGGCAGGAGAUCUCAGCCUAGGUGAACAUGGCAUGGUGCAAGAUACUCUCAUUUCAUGCGGUGUGGAUGGCAAGAUUUUGGCGUUUCAUGCUGGGAAGCCCCACUUUGCCCCUGUGUUACUUGAAGAUAUUCUCGCACAAGCCAAUCCAGCAUGGGCAAAAGCAAAUCAGGCCAAAGUGAAUACAAAACGAUGCAUUAUUGAUGUGGAUCCUGGACAUCGAUUCCUCGCUAUAGGAAAUACCGAUGGCGUAGUGGAGGUGUACAGACUUGAUACGCUAAAGAUCAUCUAUGUGUGUAAUGCACUUACUGUGAACGUCACUGCCAUGGCUUGGGGAGGAAAGGAUCAAACUUAUUUGGCUGUUGGCUAUCGAUCAGGCAACAUCACCAUACACAAGAUCAGUAUUCAAGAAAAUUCACCUGAGAUCCCUAUACCUGAUUCUACGGCGUUACACAAGUCCGAUUUCCACAAGAAGCCAAUCAAUUGCCUUGCAUGGAGCCAUCAUGUUGACAAGAUGUAUCUAGCUUCGGCAUCAGAAGAUGAUUCUGUUGGUGUAUAUGGGCUGAAAGCUGAAAAUGAUAGCGUACAUGUGAUACCCGAAGCACAUUUUAAGCAGCAUCGAGGGCGUGUGCUUACCGUUUGCUGGGGAUAUGAAGAUACCGACGUAUUGAUAUCGGGUGCGGAGGAUCGAUUUAUUUAUCUUUGGAAGUGGACCGAUUAUUUGUAUCCUAAAGGCAAACAUGAUCGGACAAGUGCUAGGGAGAAGGAGCUUUCAAUGAUAACAAAGAGUCCAAGCAUGGGGAAUAAGUCCGAGGCAGCAACCGAGGUAGCAUCAACAUCAACGACAGCAACAAUGGAGGCGAACCAAGAAGUCGUACAACAUGCCAAGAAGAAACGCCGAGUACCCAAUGCUUUGAUGAUUGCUUCAAGACGCUCUCAACAAGUCCUAACACAAGAUGUCAUGCUUCGGCGGAGUCUGUUGUUGGCAGCUAGCAUUUACGGUGGUGAUCCAUUAUCAGCAAUUGAGCACGUCAAAAGCAAAAUACCCGCUCACAUCAAUCCCGCGUUAUAUGAUGCAUAUGUUGGAUCACCGUAUGAAGGCGAUAGUGAAGUACUGGACCUAUUUUUCGGUGAUAAAAAUGACAUGCGACAUCUUUUGGAUCUCGAAGAGUCGCAAAUGGCACAAGUCAAAGAAAGAAGUUGGCCCUUGCCCGGGUCAGAAAAUUUCGACUUGAAGCUUGCCCUGGAUAUUAUUCGAAGCAACACGCAAGAAUCACAAUCACCCUCCAACAUGAUUGAUUGGAUUGCACUUGCGUUGAGCCCAUCAGCUGGAAAAGAAGCAUGGCUGGCCAUGAUGGAAAAUACCGCUACUCAACUUGCUCGUGCUGGCCAAACCGUACUUGCUGCUACUUGCUAUCUUGCUUGUUCCAAGGUCUAUGAUGCUAUCAAUGUAUAUCGCAAAGCCAAAAUGUACAGGGAAGCUAUUGCCAUUGCCAAAAUCAGGUUGCCACCAAUCGACCCAUUGAUACCCACUUUAUAUGCUGAAUGGGGAGAUAUGCUCAAGAAUAGCACCACCGAAGAGGAAUUUGCAGCCUUGUGUUUUAUCAAAGGCCAAGUACCAGGAUCGACCGUUCAAGCUAUCAAUCUUUUGGCACGGAAGCAAAAGGAUGGUCAUCUUUUCUGGGCUGCAUGCCUUGCAUGUUUGCUCAAUGACAGCACAGCAGACGAACGAAUCUCACAAUACAUUCAAGCAUUGGAAAAACGUGCAACAAGAGGCUCUGGGUAA
Messenger RNA from Lichtheimia ornata, 3084 nucleotides. RefSeq lists its product as uncharacterized. Gene Ontology annotation, molecular function: protein binding. The coding region runs from base 1 to 3084 and encodes 1027 amino acids. The transcript is spliced from 15 exons. The record is from RefSeq and is a predicted model, not a curated record. Lineage: Eukaryota; Fungi; Mucoromycota; Mucoromycetes; Mucorales; Lichtheimiaceae.